AUGUUGAAAUUCCGGCCAUCAACGGUAAAAUCUUCAGAAGAGCCCAUGGUCGAUACACAAACCCUCGGUGGUCUUAUGAAUAAUAUCGGAGCCAUUGUGAAAGAAUGUCUGAUCACCAAUUGUCGCCCCCCAGAGUUCUUAGUUGCUGGUGGACCGAAGCAUGCAUUGAUAGAAUUGGCAAGUUCGACAGGAAGAUACGAUUUAUCAUUUCCCGAGUCGACGAAUGCCUGGAAAGAUGUCGAAUUGGUAGUCAAUUUGUUCGAGGAUGAGCCUUGUGUAACAUCUUUAACUGUCAAACUCCAGUAG
This is a messenger RNA of Penicillium angulare, 306 nucleotides long. RefSeq lists its product as uncharacterized. NCBI's taxonomy places the organism in Eukaryota, Fungi, Ascomycota, Eurotiomycetes, Eurotiales, Aspergillaceae. The transcript has a single exon. The coding region runs from base 1 to 306 and encodes 101 amino acids. The record is from RefSeq and is a predicted model, not a curated record.